Seminavis robusta is the source of this 825-nucleotide messenger RNA. The record is from the annotation of a GenBank genome assembly. Lineage: Eukaryota; Bacillariophyta; Bacillariophyceae; Naviculales; Naviculaceae.
AUGCCUCUCCCGAAUGCUUCGUUUCCCCGUCAAGCUGCACUUGCUAGUAAUAAGGAGAAGAGCAGUGUGGCUUGCAGUCUAACAGUCCACUCUAGUCAAAGCGACUGGAAAGAAGAGUCGCUGGAAGUCUUGCAAUCCUUGGAUACAGGCGACAUCCUGCUCUAUCGCACUAAGGAUUUGGGGGCCACCUUUAAUGCGGUCGUGCAGGGAUCCUACUACAGCCACAGUUCGGUAGUGGUCGUGCCGCAACGGGGGGUUUGUCUAUUUCCACUGGAAGCUCGGCUGGCCCGUACGAUUGACAACCUGGAAUACUUGAGUGUACGACGCCACAGUGGCUUGAUCACUCCCAGUGCGUACUCUAACCUGCUCUUGUUCAUACGGGAAGUCCUAGGCCGCAAAUUGGAACUGUUGACGUUGGACAUGGCGCGCUCUCUCUUUCUCCACCGAUUGGGCAAAAAGUACAAACAGUACGCUGCCACGCAGUACCUAAAAAAUGCCAAGGAAGAUUGGACACAAUUCUAUUGCAGUGAAUUGGUAGCCGAGAGUCUGCAGCAGUUGCACAUUCUACGAGAAGAGGGAUUCCAUUCCAAUGACCUAGUCCCGGCGUCCUUUGCCAUGCCUCCACCCGAUAUCGCACAGCUGCACCCACAUUCCAGACGAUCCUUCAAUUUUGGAGAAGACGAACAAAUCACUCGACCGGGACAUUCCUACAGUGAGGAACAACCACUCAUCGUACCUGAAGGAAACGAAUUGCAGCAAGCACUCAAGCUCAAAAAGAUGCAAAUGAAGGAACAGUACAAGCAAAAACUAAAGCAGCAGCAUUAG